This is a messenger RNA of Penicillium brevicompactum, 1173 nucleotides long. RefSeq lists its product as uncharacterized. The coding region runs from base 1 to 1173 and encodes 390 amino acids. NCBI's taxonomy places the organism in Eukaryota, Fungi, Ascomycota, Eurotiomycetes, Eurotiales, Aspergillaceae. The record is from RefSeq and is a predicted model, not a curated record. The transcript has a single exon.
AUGAAGGGUACCUCCAUUUUUCAGUUUAAGUCCUGGCCUAAGAUUCAUCAACCCUUACCGCGUACUCCACGAGAGUCGCAGCAGUUGCUCAAUGCCCUCACCACCUCAUUUCGUCGCCAGUUAGAUGGUGCAUAUCCCGCAUCUCCCGCAUCAGGCAACGAAGCGCGACCCCUCCUCAACACCCAAUCUUCGGCUCAGGCCACAGAUCAACAUCUUCAGACCAUCCUUGACAACCCGCUGUUUCGUAUCAUCCCCAUGAACAAGGCUUCGCGGGUAGUGGAGCAGCCCAUGGCGGUGCUGGACCAAAUGGCUGCCACUGGCUCGCUCACUUCACACACCAUCAAUGAUUGUUUGAAGUAUCAACUCUUACUUUCCAAAUCUCCAGAGCAGAUGAAAGCUUCCCGGGCCGCAUCCAGGGUCGUGGAGUGGUUCUGGGCAUCGGACGGCGCUGCCCGGCAGGCUCUUCUACGAUCGCGAUCGGUGACAACAUCGUUGGCUAAGUUUAUGGUUACGGAAGGCUUCCACAGCACUAUGAUGGAAUGGCUGAAAAUGCUCGUGCACCAUGAUCUUGGCGGUCAAAACGGCCGAAUGACUGAUGGCAUUGCCCGUCAAACUUUCAGCCACCUCCUUGUCGAUUUCGUUGAAGCAGAGAUACGGUUCGGGGGCGGCUUUUACUCGGCAAUCAGACAGUACCUACGUGUGUCUGAGAUGCAUUCCCAAAGGACUUCCUCGGACACUUCAACGAAACCGAUGCUCUUGGCUGCGGCAGCCCAUUUGAAUCGAAGCUUCAUGGCAUCAAAGCCAGAAAGUGCACAGUCAUCUGCAGCGCUUUAUGAUCAGUUCCAAGAGAAGGUUGCUUUGUUGUCUCCUCGGUCCUUGCUACUGGCAUCUGUGGCCAUUUGCCAUCCAACAACGCCUGACGCAUCUGCGUUCCUCAAAUUUGUGGAGAACAUUUCACCAAACAAGUUCCGAGCGUGGAACAACGUGAGACGUGAUGCAUUCUUUGAAAUUGGCUCAGAGGCUCUUCGAGUGCUCGUUGAACAGGAGAGAUUCCGACAGAUCUCUCGACUAGAGUCUAGCAUCUCAAAGUUGCUACCAGCAGAGGCUCCAGCACCAGCGGCCGAUAGGUCAUACACAGUGACUGAACAAGAUAUAAACCUAGGAUUCACAUGA